UUUGGGGACCAAGAAGAAAAACGGACUUCCUGAUAAACAAACGAUUGAAUCCUUCGAUAGACAGCUUCUUUCACUGUCUAUGAUAGUCAGUCAUACAGUUUUUCAAAGGAUUUGGAUGUCAGUUCUCAUGAACUUGUAUUGAAGUCGAUAUGAAUUCUCUUGUGGGAUACGGGCUUUCCUCCGAGUCAGAGGACGAAGAGAAGGAAGACAGUCCGAAGGAGUCCUUCAAAAAGACAGAAUGUACUGUAGAUAAGACAAAAAGCCAUAAUUUCCUGUUGGAGUCGGAAUCGCUUUCCAGUGAGUCUGAAUCUGGUCCAGAGAAUGAGGAUCAAGAGGAGCCGCCCGCUGCUGAUCGCUUUUUUUCAGAGCCCUUGCCAACCCCAUCUGUCCGUCCUCACACACACAAGCUUCCACCUCCACCUCUGGGUGGAUCCAGCUCGGGUGGAGCGCUUACAGGCAGCAGUGUGUUUGCUAACCCCUUCAAAGAACUGGCUGAGGAGAGACUGAAUGUCCUACAGAAACAUGUACCUCUUACUUUACAAGCUCGCCCCACCCAGAUUGGCGGGAAGCGCAUCUGUGUGGCCUACAGGAAGAAUGGCCGUUGCCGCUUUGGAAGCGGCUGCAAGUUCGCACAUGACAGCGAUCUGCAGAGUAACCUCGUGGUCACCUCUGACAGUGGACCAAAAGACAACGUUGCAGUUUCACACAAUCAUGUCUCACCGGCUUCUUGUGAGGAAGACGGAGAAAAAGACAGCGAACAGCGAAAGAAGAGAAGAGUGGGCGUGAAUGACUCUCUCAUUCCACCAAAACGUGCACUCAAGCAGUAUGCCAGACUCUCACACCCCUAAGACGUUAUAACAUUCAGAAAUUCUAAACUUAAGUGUCUUUAUGACAUAAUUUGGGCAAAACACCCACAAUGCUGUGUUAUAUUAAUUGAGCUAAUAUGCUACUGAUGAGAUUAUGAUAAUUGGUCUGUAAAAUGUGUUUCAGACUUUCUCUGGAGGAAAUUAUUUUAUAGACAAAGGUGGAGUGGUCAGUAGUAGCAGAGAGAGACUAGUGAAAAUAUUUAAAAAACAAUGUAAGGCAAAGAUGUAAUUAUUUUAUUUGGGUUUUAUCUGGCUUCCUAAACCCACCCUUUUUAAUCUUACAUUAGUCAAAGGUUUUGAAACAAUAAAUGUGUGUAUAAAAA
Carassius gibelio (silver crucian carp) is the source of this 1189-nucleotide messenger RNA. RefSeq lists its product as uncharacterized. Lineage: Eukaryota; Metazoa; Chordata; Actinopteri; Cypriniformes; Cyprinidae. Gene Ontology annotation, molecular function: metal ion binding. The transcript has 2 exons. The coding region runs from base 150 to 848 and encodes 232 amino acids. The record is from RefSeq and is a predicted model, not a curated record.